AUGGCUGACGUUUGUUUAAAUGUUUCAGUAAAUCCAGCAAAGAGCAUGGUGUGCAAACCUAUGUGGAGCCACCACCUGGUUUGCAAUAGGACUGUGCCAAAUCACUGUAUGAAGCCUCGCAAUCAGUCUGGGUUUACCAAGGCCUUGACCGAAAAGGUGCAGCACAUUCUUCGUGAAGCCAGCUCCAAUCUUGUCUCCAUAUACCCUCUGGACAUGGCCAUCAACUCUGUAGACGACGACUAUCAGGGCUGUGAGAGACAGAUGCUCCUGAAAGUCCAGCAGAAAUACCUACCUAAAGAGAUGUGCUUGAAUUUCAGUACAGCUUGGAAGGAAGCUGAGAAUUACUACAAUGAAAAUCCGUCUGGUCCCCUUGAUAAAAUGGAGGCCAUGGCCAUUCAUGUGUAUGUCAACCCAUUCCAGAAUGUCUACAAACCCUUCAAUAGCGCCACCCUCAUUGGCAAGGCAAACUACAUGUCUGAGUACCAGUACCACUCCCUCCACUUCCUCCUAACCAGAGCCUUACAAAAGCUGAACAAGAGAAAUAUAAAAAAAAUUGUUUAAGAUUAAGCAGAAUACCUUCCGUGGAACCAAAACUGAAUUCAAAGGCGAAAUAGGGACCAAGAUUCGAUUUGGCCAGUUUACUUCAAGUUCAAAAAACAAAAUAUCAGCUGUGCGUUU
Osmerus eperlanus (European smelt) is the source of this 678-nucleotide messenger RNA. RefSeq names its product erythroblast NAD(P)(+)--arginine ADP-ribosyltransferase-like. The transcript is spliced from 2 exons. Bases 1 to 561 code for a protein of 186 amino acids. The record is from RefSeq and is a predicted model, not a curated record. NCBI's taxonomy places the organism in Eukaryota, Metazoa, Chordata, Actinopteri, Osmeriformes, Osmeridae. Gene Ontology annotation, molecular function: NAD+ poly-ADP-ribosyltransferase activity; NAD+-protein-arginine ADP-ribosyltransferase activity.